CUUUAAGAACGCAGCUCGCCGCCGGCACUCGCCAACGCUCCCCUCCUCAACCCCUGCUCCGUUCGGCCCUCUCUCUUCCUUCUCUUCUAAAGCUCUCUGCUUUCACCACCAUCUCUCAUCCAUCCCAGUUCCUCCCCCCUCGCCUCGCCUCGCCUCGCCUCUCCUCUCGCUCCUCUCCUCCUCACUUCUCCUCUCUCCUCCCUCUCUCCUGUCUUCUCCUCUCCUCUCAUCCCCUCCCCCCCUCGCUCCACGUCGCGGCUCUGUGCGACUCCUCUUCCUCCUGUUUUCAAUGUGGAUUCCCCGUCCUCUCCUCCCGUUUCUCCAUCUCACCAGCAUCAGCAAAUUCUGAUAUGCUAUGCGAGCUCUCAGAAGAGCCUGCCUGACUUACCUGCGGCGCGAGGGAAAGUUACUUUCCGAGUUGCUAGUAGAAGAGGAGGGAGGGAGAGGCAUAAGAAGCGAGCGCUCAAGACUCCCGGGGGUCCUGCUCCGCCCGGAGUUCGCAUCUUGUCCCUGUGGCCGGUGUCUUAAUCUGCUUGCAAUUCCCUCGCGGAGCGAUUAGAUUUGAAUCUUUAAGUGUGCGACGGUGGGAAGCAGGACUCGGGCUUGGAGCUGCGAGGGUCUAGAGUGCAUUCUGGAGCGAGGAUAGGGUGUCGGACCACUCGAUCUGAGAUCUCCGAACCAUUUUGGACUCCAGCCGACGGCCGUUUCGAGGUUGUGGUAAUGAAUUUGAAGAAGGAUGGAAUGUGUCAUUCUAGCGAUGGAUUGUGACGCUAAAAGGAUGAGAACAGGGGAGUGGAGGUGGAGGGGAGGGUUUGGGAGACGUGCAGGGAGAGGUGAGAUGGCAAGAAGAAGAGCAUAAGGGAGGGUGUUUAUAGGAGGUGAAGGGUUUUUGAGGAGGAUUGUUUCUUCAGUGUGCUUGUUCGUCCUGUUUGGAGUGAGAUUGAAAAUAUAUUCUGGUGUCUUCAAGUGUGGUCACCAUAGCUCCUCUUUUUUUCACUCCUGGGGCCGCCGUGUCAGUGGAUUGUCACCCUUUCCAUCCUCCUCCCUUGAUGGAUGGACCAUGGGUGCAAUCCGCCACUUCGGUGGGUCUCAAGAGGAAGUCCAUGAGCCUGAACGCCGAUGGAGUCAAGGAGACAUCUGGUGCCUUGGGUCCGGAUGGGUUUCGGUGGGAGCCUGUGGUGGCUAAAUCCCGGGAGGAGAAGAAAGAGCUUAGGAAGAGGCUUAAGAUGCAGCUGGAACAGGUUGAGGGUUUGUCCAUAAAGAUUGCCGCGAGGCAGGAACAGCUGAUGAAGGGACUAGAUCGUGGCGUUCGAGCCACUCAUAGUGAUGCUCACCUGUCUCGGACUGACAAUGGAGGUUCUGCGGGCAAAGAAGUUACUUCCGAACCCCCCGCCCCGGUCGAAACUCCUCGAGCCAUGUCCCAAAGGGAAGCCAGGCUGGCGCGGCAGCCCAGUGUCAUUGUUUCGGGCGAUAGGCUUCAGGGAACCCCUGGUGUCGCCGGCAAGGAGAAGCGCACUCCCAAGGCUAAUCAACUCUAUCUCAACUCCGAGUUUGUCUCUGGGAAGGACAAGAUGCCUCCAGCGGAGAAGCUGAAGUCGAAGUCUGGAGUUGGGGCCAAACGUGGGGCUCAAGGAAAGGCAUCAGAUGCGAGGGACGCAAAGCGCGCCAAAGUGGAGUCCGCUCGCAGCAAGCGCAUGUCGGAUAUCAUGAAGCUUUGUGGUACUCUGUUGAAAAAGCUCAUAUCUCACAAGCAUGCCUGGGUGUUCAACGAACCAGUGGAUGCUGUGAAGCUCGGCCUGCAUGAUUACCACAAGGUCAUAAAGAAACCGAUGGAUCUUGGGACCAUCAAAUCGAAACUUGACGGAGGUCAGUACCACGUCCCCGGGGAGUUUGCUGAAGACGUACGGCUGACUUUUCGAAACGCUAUGACGUACAACCCUAUAGGUCACGAUGUGUAUGUUAUGGCGGAGGUUCUUAGAGAUUUGUUUGAAGAUCGAUGGAAAAACAUAGAGGAUAAGGUAGAUGAGGACAAACUCAAGGUGAAGGCCGAGGAAGAAGCCUUAGCUGCCGAAGGCCAUGGUCAAAGUGAGCAGUAUAACGAUCUGAAACAGCAUCUUAGAAAUAUAGAAGAUAAAAUACAGUCGCUGUCGAAAACAACUAGGCCCAGCAGCGGACGGCCUCCUGCGCAGCCGAAGCCAAGGCCGGACGAUUUAGAGAAGCGUCCUAUGACUUUUGAAGAGAAACGGAAGCUCAGCAUUGCGUUGGAGAAUCUACCUCCGGACAAACUCGAGCGUAUCGUUCAGAUCAUUAAGAAGAGGAAUCCUAAUGUUAGUCAAAACGAGGAUGAAAUAGAGGUGGACAUAGAUUCUUUCGACAAUGAUACGUUGUGGGAGUUAGACCGUUUUGUCACGAACUGUGCUAAGAGCAGGGGAAAAGUCAAGAAGAAGGUAACCCCGAAGGAGCCUCCUCCACGGCCUGAGCAAGAUGGCUCCCAGGCGCAAGAUAACGGGACUGGCGAGACUCCAAAAAAACCGCGGAAAGGUGCGGAUGCUGAAGAAGAAGAUGUUGACAUAGACGAUGACCUAGCCCCCACGCAGUGCGCGCCCGUAGUCAUUGAAAAGGAUGCGGGUGGAGCAUCUAGCAGUUCCAGUAGCUCGAGCAGCGACUCUGGGUCCUCUUCCAGCGACUCUGAUUCAGGGAGCUCUUCGGGGAGUGACUCAGACGCUGAUGAACCUCAGAAUGUUGAAGUGAACUCGAAAGCGAGUCCCGCUGCUGAGGCGGAGGUUUCAAAAAAGGAUGCAGUUGAUGACGUAGCCGAGCCCAAUGAGGAGCCCUUGGCUGGCAAAAUGUCCACUUCCGGUCGGCAAGAUGAGCCAAGGGAGGAAGGUCUACCUGAGAGGCAGGUGUCCCCAGAAAAGCUCCUCCGGGCUGCUCUGUUAAGGGGGAGGUUUGCUGAUACCAUCCUUAAGGCUCAGGAGAAGACCUUGCCUCUUAACAAGAAUGAAAAGGUUGAUCCUGAGAAAUUGAAGAGGGAUCGCGAAGUUCUUGAAAAACGGCAAAAAGAAGAGAAAGCUCGUCUCUAUGCCGAAGCGAAAGCUGCUGAAGUCACUCGGAGGAAGGCUGAAGCAGAGGCCGCCGCUGAAGCCAGGCGAAAACGAGAAGCUGAACGGGAGGCCGCAAGAAUUGAACUUCAGCAAAUGGAGAAGACGGUGGAGAUAGAUGAGAACAGUGAAAUUUUAAAGGAUUUGGAAAUGCUUCGAAGCCAAGCCAGAGAAAGUUCCGGCGACGAUGGUAGUCCAAAUUCUGAAAGUCCCGACGGAAUGCCAAUAUUUGCCCUGCAAGGAGGUAAUCCUUUACAUCAGCUAGGGCUCUUUAUAAAGCAAGAUGAUGACGAUGAGGAUGAAGACUACGAAAAGCACAGUGAAGGAGACAGACAAGAAGACGAUGAGAAGAAAGAGACGGAAAAUGGUGUGGACGUGGAGGAAGGCGAAAUUGAUUAGUCAACGUUGUAUCAUAAUUUCUUAUACUUUGCCACCCAGCAGUCUGCAAUUUGGAAUGGAGCAAUCAGUUUUCUGGAACUCUUUUGUUAAAACCCAAUGAGUAGAUCAGGUGUAGGACUCUAGACAUCUCUGUCCUUGUCCUUUCUCCAUAGCCACAGAUUUUGCCGUGUGGGAAGGAUUAUCAGGUAGUAGUGGUCAAAGUGUCUCUACAUUCUAAUUACCGAGAUACGGGCCACCGAAGUCUGGAAGUUCCUGCUCUGCGUUUUUUGCGCGGGUAGUGUAAGCAGUUGGACUCGGUUCUAUGACUUGUCAAAGCCUAUUUGUUAGUUUGGGUUGAAUGAUGAAUAGAAGAACUCGGAUUCUUCCGACGAGAUAAUGUUCCCAGUAGCGAAGAGCAUAGUUAGGAGAGUUAAUGAUAGAAUAGUGCCCACCCGCUGAACGCGGAAUCGGCUUACCAUGUCAAUAUGGUGUACUGUACGAGUAGACUUCCCACUAAAGUGACGGGAAAUGAGUGUCGAAAUUUUCAUGGAAUGAUCGGCUUUGUAAAAUUAGACUUCAAAAUCCAAAAUGACAGCUUACUCUCGAUCCUU
This is a messenger RNA of Marchantia polymorpha subsp. ruderalis, 4090 nucleotides long. The record is from the annotation of a GenBank genome assembly. NCBI's taxonomy places the organism in Eukaryota, Viridiplantae, Streptophyta, Marchantiopsida, Marchantiales, Marchantiaceae.